Syngnathus typhle (broad-nosed pipefish) is the source of this 494-nucleotide messenger RNA. RefSeq names its product upper zone of growth plate and cartilage matrix associated b (gene ucmab). Gene Ontology annotation, biological process: embryonic skeletal system development; regulation of osteoblast differentiation. The coding region runs from base 36 to 434 and encodes 132 amino acids. Gene Ontology annotation, cellular component: extracellular matrix. The transcript is spliced from 5 exons. Lineage: Eukaryota; Metazoa; Chordata; Actinopteri; Syngnathiformes; Syngnathidae. The record is from RefSeq and is a predicted model, not a curated record.
CAGCAUCAGCGUGAGAUUUGGACGAAGAGGCGAACAUGUGGUGGACUCGCGGGAACUUCGUGGCGCUCGUGGCGGCGCUCGUGGCGCUCUCCUUCUUCUGCCCAGAGGCCGACUGCGCAGCCGCGCCCGGCUGCCGGGCCGUCGUCGAGGAGUCUCAAGGGCCGCCGAGGGGGAUUUUCAUGAAGGGGGGGGACGCAUCCGACUUCUUCAGACGACGCAGCAGGAGAGCGGUCAAGUCCCCCGAUGAGCUCAACGCCGAGCAGAGGCAAGUUCUGGCCGCCGACGAGCGCAGGAGAGAGUUCCACGAGGAGAAGAGGAACGAGUUUGAGAACUAUGUGGAAGAGGUGGAUGACGAACAAAACGAGAGGAGCCGCGAGAGCACGGAGCAGUGGCGCGAGUUUCACUACGACGGGAUGCACCCCCCUUACGAGUAGAAGCGCCAAAGCGUCUGAAAGUGGCAUGGCAAAAAGGCACCCGCAAAGUCUUUCUUGUUU